UAAAUGACGGAAGCAUCAUCUACCUAGCGGUGCAGUUUCAACCGUACAGUGCCGUGAAUUAUCUGUGCAUAUUCUUUAUUUAAGGCGUAAUAUUAUGGAUACAACGAGAAAAGAAGACUGAAGAUCCCUUGUUUUUGUAAAACCAGGACAAAAAAUGAGCAACAUCCUCCAUGCGGCUUCUAAAGUGAGAUGGAAUCAGAGCACUGCGGCGAAACGAGCAGCGUUCCUGGCGGUCGCCGCAUACGGGGCGAAGACGCUUUACCCCAUCAUUUGCAAACAAAUAAAUCAACGGAAAGCAGCCAAGAACGACACAAACGCAUUAGGACACGAGAACGGAUUGAUAUCUACUCACAAAUCCGCACCGGAGACUAUUUCUUGUCUUAAUAAAUCGCCCGGCGUCAAUGCGGAAUUCUUCAAGCAGGUUCUUGAACUGGUUAAAAUUGUAUUCCCGAGGUUUGUAACUAAAGAGCUGGGUUUACUGUGUUUACAUUCAAUCGCUUUGGUUUCAAGGACGUUUCUGUCUAUUUAUGUGGCCGGUUUGGAUGGCAAAAUCGUGAAAACGAUCGUAGAGAAGCAGCCGCGGAGCUUCAUGAUCAAACUCAUGAAAUGGCUCCUGAUAGCCAUCCCGGCAACAUUUGUGAACAGCGCGAUCCGUUAUCUGGAGUGUAAGCUCGCGCUGGCCUUCCGCACGCGCCUGGUCGAUCAUGCAUAUAAAACAUAUUUCACCGAUCAGACCUAUUAUAAAGUCAGCAAUAUGGACGGGAGACUGGCGAACCCGGACCAGUCGCUAACAGAAGAUGUCAUGAUGUUCUCGCAGUCCAUUGCGCAUCUGUACUCAAACCUCACCAAACCCAUUCUGGACGUGAUUCUCACUUCAUAUACUUUGAUACAGACUGCAAGAUCUCGGGGUGCGAAUGCGACCGGACCGACCGUGCUGGCGGGUCUGGUGGUGUUCGCCACGGCGAAGGUUCUGCGCGCCUGUUCGCCGAGGUUCGGGAAGCUGGUGGCGGAGGAGGCGCACAGAAAGGGAUACCUGCGCUAUGUGCACUCUCGAAUCAUUGCCAAUGCAGAGGAGAUCGCCUUCUAUAGGGGACAUAACGUGGAGAUGCGGCAGCUACAAAAGUGUUAUAGCGUCCUGGCAGAGCAGAUGAACCUCAUUCUUUCCAAACGCCUGUGGUACAUCAUGAUCGAGCAGUUCCUCAUGAAAUACGUCUGGAGUGGAAGUGGGCUGGUCAUGGUUGCCGUGCCAAUCAUCACCGCCACUGGCUUUGCAGACAAUGAACUUGCUGACGGUCAGACUCAAGUGUUGGUGAGUGAAAGAACUGAGGCCUUUACAACUGCUCGCAAUCUACUGGCCUCAGGAGCGGAUGCCAUUGAAAGGAUAAUGUCUUCUUAUAAAGAGGUCACUGAGUUGGCAGGCUACACGGCUCGUGUGCACAACAUGUUCUUGGUGUUUGCCGAAGUUCAGAGGGGAAUAUACAAACGUUCAUCUGUCACCACAGGGGAGAUAAGCGGGAACCCACCUGAGAUGAACAUUGACGGUUCUUUGGAGAUCAAAGGCAAAGUGAUUGAUGUGGAUAAAGGUAUAGUGUGUGAAAAUGUGCCUAUAAUCACUCCUAAUGGGGAUGUGGUCGUGUCCAGCCUCAACUUCAAGGUGGAGGAGGGGAUGCACUUGCUGAUCACGGGACCAAAUGGAUGUGGGAAGAGUUCUCUGUUCAGGAUCCUGAGUGGCCUGUGGCCUGUGUACAGCGGGCUGCUUCAUAAACCCUCUCCUGAACACAUGUUCUAUAUCCCACAGAGGCCGUACAUGUCUAUUGGUACGUUACGAGACCAGGUAAUCUAUCCUGACUCUCUGGACGACAUGCAUGAGAGGGGUUACAGAGACAGAGACCUGGAGGUCAUUCUGGACAUUGUCAAUUUAAACCACAUUGUUACCAGGGAAGGAGGCUGGGAUGCUGAGUGUGACUGGAAAGAUGUUCUUUCAGGAGGAGAGAAGCAGCGUAUGGGCAUGGCACGCAUGUUUUACCACAAGCCCAAAUAUGCCCUGCUGGAUGAGUGCACCAGUGCUGUCAGCAUUGAUGUAGAGGGUAAAAUAUUCCAGGCUGCAAAGGAUGCUGGGAUCUCCCUGCUGUCCAUCACCCAUAGACCCUCUCUGUGGAAGUACCACACGCACCUGCUGCAGUUUGAUGGGGAGGGCGGCUGGCGGUUUGAGCAGCUGGAUACGGCCACACGGCUCUCGCUGACGGAGGAAAAACAGCGUUUAGAGUCGCAGCUUGCUGGCAUCCCUAAGAUGCAACACCGGCUAAACGAACUGUGUAAGAUCUUGGGUGAAGAUUCGGUCUUAAAGACGACAGAACACAAUGAUGAGGAGUGAGAGAAAUCUCGAAAUGCUAGAUGUUCAGAAACGCACACGUUUUGGUACUUUUAACAAUUUAUCCCCGAUUUAAAAAAUUUGGUUUGUAUAAAUGACACAUUAAUGAUUUCUUUCUAUACUGAACUUGGUGUUUAAUUUUGAUUGUAAAAAUGAUUUAGAGUUGUUUUGUUUAAAUUUGUCUUUCUUGUUUAAAUUUUGUUUUGUGUUUAUUUUGCUUUUACGUUUUGUUUUUUAUUUGCUUUUUGUUUUGUUUUUUUGACUUUUUGUUUUACUUUUGUUUUGUGUUUGUUUUGCUUUUUAGUUUUGUUUUCAUUUUGCCUUUUCAUUUUGUUUUAACUUGCUUUUUGCACUUUAUUUAUUUACUUUUCUUUUAUUAUUAUUAUUUUUCUUUUUUCACCUUAAUUAUUUGGUUUUACCUUUUCAGCACUUUAUUGAAACUUACUGUCCAAGAAUCUAAACAUAAUGCAGUGUUUCCAUGUUUAUGUUGGCUUACAGUAACUCAAAAGUGAUGGAUUUCUCCUUUCUUGCAUUAGAUUUCCCAGAUAGUUAUUUUUUAAAAAUUACAACUCUAAGGAUAUGUUGUUGGUUUUUCUUAUAUUGUUUAUUUUUUAAAAUAAAUAUUUUACCCUUAACAACUUACCCAAAAGCAAAAACUUGGUAAACUGUGGUAAAACCAAUAGAGAUCCAGCAAUUUUUUUAUAUACGUAUAUAUUUUUUUUAAAAGAUCAUCAUGGGCACAUGAAUAAUUUUUUUACACAAUCAGGCUCUAAAAGAGAGAGCGAGACAGAGAGAGAGAUUGUUAGAUUAAGAGAGAGAAAGAGAGAUAGGUCAUUGUCUGAGUCAGCUGCAGGGCUCUGUGUUUAAGACAGCAGGUUUCUGGUCUUCUUAACAAAUACAAUAUGCUGGAUACACACACUGAGCGCACAGCAGGUGGCUUUGUUGUGUCCACAAAGAAAUAGGCUGCAUCAGAAAACUGGAAAAUUCUGCCUUCCGAGACUGUAUACAGAGGUAGGAUGACAAUAAUGUUAUUUUCAAACUGUUCUGAGACCAGUUUCCAUUGAGUUCAGUUCAUUCAGAAAUGUUGUCGGUUAAGCCAUUGACUUAUUAGGCAGCAAGUCAGCUGCCUAAGUUUUUGGAUGCAGCCAUAGUCUCAGUGUACUAUGACAAAUUAACUGAGAAUGUGUGACUUAAACUCUGGGUCACAUGACUAAACAAGCAAGGUGUUACUCAUCUUGUUAUGUAUUAUUCCUCAGCUUCAUUAUGUUCAUUUGUUUUAUUUGAACAAAUGUAUUGCACAAAUGUGUCUUUUCAUUUUUUAGAUGACAUACUGUGAAGUUUGUCAAAUGGCUGUGGUAUGUUUAACUUCAUGUGUUUAUUUUAGGAGAAAAUGCAGCUUUGACAAUGUUGAUGUUUUUCAUUUGAAUGGUAUACCUGUAGAGCUACAUUUAUAGUUUUAUUUUUAGUUUCAUACCAUUCUGUCAAGUACUUCGUUGAACAGUUUCAAAACCCUACGUUGGCACAGUACAUUUUCAUUGCAUGUAAAUAAAGCAACUACAAGAUGCUGGACAGAACUAACAUUAUUUACACCUUCAGUGUUUUUUAAAAAAUAAUGGCUACCGGGAUGGCUACUUUAAUUUUACACUCCUAAACAGGAAGUGCUUAUAUGGUUCGCAUAAUUAUUAGCCAAACUUGUUCAACUAUCUGAUCAUCCCAGAAAUGUAAAUACUUUUUGAUAUUUCAUUAUUACCUACGUAUGAAAUGAUUUCCUGUGGAAUAUGCUGAUGAUUGGGUUUAAGAUUAAAUUAUAAUUCAAUGAUAUUUGGAUGAGACUUGACUGUCUCUCAAGUAUGUAAACAAUCAGAAAAUUGUACAAAAAUCAGCUUGUAAAUAAAACAAUAC
Molecule: messenger RNA, 4273 nt
Organism: Myxocyprinus asiaticus (Chinese sucker)
Lineage: Eukaryota; Metazoa; Chordata; Actinopteri; Cypriniformes; Catostomidae
Product: ATP-binding cassette sub-family D member 2-like
Exons: 10
Coding region: 155-2374 (739 amino acids)
Biological process (GO): long-chain fatty acid import into peroxisome; very long-chain fatty acid catabolic process; peroxisome organization
Cellular component (GO): peroxisomal membrane
Molecular function (GO): ATP hydrolysis activity; long-chain fatty acid transmembrane transporter activity; ABC-type transporter activity
Source: RefSeq, a predicted model, not a curated record